AUGCUUCACCGGACUACUUUUGUUCGCACCGUGCAAAAGCGUCUAUUUAGCACCACUAGUGCUGUUUACAAGAAGUCAUCGGCAUCUUUUGUCGCUGAAGUGGAUCCAUAUACCGUUACGACUUACUCAAGACCGCCGAUUGUUUUCACGAAGGGAGAAGGAUGCCAUCUUUGGGAUAUGGAGGGAAGGAAGUAUAUCGAUUUUUCUGCCGGAAUCGCGGUGACUGCCCUUGGUCACUCGCACCCUGAGAUUGCGAAAAUUAUGUACGAGCAAGCUACCACUCUCGUUCAUAGCUCCAACUUGCUUUACAACCAGUGGACUGGCGAAUUAAGCAAACAGUUGGUGUCCAAGACUCUGGAGUCAGGAGGCAUGAAGAAUGCGUCUCGCGUGUUUAUUUCCAACUCCGGUACUGAAGCCAAUGAAGCUGCACUGAAGUUUGCAAGAAAGUACGGCAAAUCAAUUGCGGAUAAUAAAAUCGAGUUCAUCACUUUCGAAAACUCUUUCCAUGGGCGGUCUAUGGGCUCGCUUUCGGUCACGCCAAAUCCAAAAUAUCAACAGCCAUUUGCACCUCUGAUUCCUGGAGUGAAAGUUGCAAAGCCCAACGAUAUCAAGUCCGUGGAAAGCGUGAUCUCUGAUAAAACCUGUGGAGUGAUUAUAGAGCCAGUCCAGGGAGAAGGUGGCAUAUUUCCAAUGACUUCUGACUUCAUGGUUCAGCUUAGAGACUUGUGCAAUAAGCAUACUGCGCUUUUGAUUUACGACGAAAUCCAAUGUGGAUUGGGCAGAUCUGGAAGACUUUGGGCGCAUUCCAAGUUGCCAGAAAGUGCUCACCCUGAUAUUCUUACCAUGGCUAAGGCUCUGGGUAACGGAUUCCCUAUUGGUGCAACUAUGGUCACAGAAGAAGUUGAGAAGGCUUUGAAAGUUGGUGACCAUGGAACCACUUAUGGUGGAAACCCGCUGGGAGCUCGAAUUGGAUUAUAUGUGCUCGACAAGGUCUCGGAUCCUGAAUUCUUGCAACAAGUUGAGAAGAAGUCGGAAUUUUUCAAGGUGAAACUCAGCGAACUAAGCGAAAAGUUCCCAGAUCAAAUCAAGGAUAUCAGAGGGGAAGGUCUUUUACUUGGUGUGGAGAUGAACCAGGACCCGUCACCAGUUAUACAAAAAGCCAGAGAGCUGGGAUUGCUGGUUAUCACUGCAGGUAAUAACGUUAUCAGAUUUGUUCCUGCUUUGAACAUUGAAGACUCUGACAUCAUCGAGGGUCUCGAUAUCUUGGGUAAUGCUUUCCAAGAGACAUUUACCAAAUAA
Messenger RNA from Ogataea haglerorum, 1299 nucleotides. RefSeq lists its product as uncharacterized. Gene Ontology annotation, cellular component: mitochondrial matrix. The coding region runs from base 1 to 1299 and encodes 432 amino acids. NCBI's taxonomy places the organism in Eukaryota, Fungi, Ascomycota, Pichiomycetes, Pichiales, Pichiaceae. The transcript has a single exon. Gene Ontology annotation, molecular function: identical protein binding; transaminase activity; pyridoxal phosphate binding. The record is from RefSeq and is a predicted model, not a curated record. Gene Ontology annotation, biological process: arginine metabolic process.